Molecule: messenger RNA, 2226 nt
Organism: Zonotrichia leucophrys gambelii
Lineage: Eukaryota; Metazoa; Chordata; Aves; Passeriformes; Passerellidae
Gene: RRAS2
Product: RAS related 2
Exons: 6
Coding region: 236-847 (203 amino acids)
Biological process (GO): Ras protein signal transduction
Cellular component (GO): plasma membrane
Molecular function (GO): GTP binding; GDP binding; GTPase activity
Source: RefSeq, a predicted model, not a curated record
CAUUAGCGCAGCGGCGCCCUGGCUGCGGGGGCGGGUGGUGCUGUGCGCUCCGCUCGGCGCUGCCUCACCGCACGGUGGGGCGGGCGCUGCUUCUGCUGCUGCCGGCGCUCGGCGGGGCCUGCGGCAGCUCAGCCCCGGCGGCACGAGGAGGAGAGGCAGGAGAGCGCCGGAGAGAGAGAGGCAGGCGUCGGAGCCCGCGGCGGCGCUGCCGCGAUCGCCCCGCUCGGCUUCCCCCAUGGCCGCGGGCUGCAGGGACGGCCCGGGGCAGGAGAAGUACCGGCUGGUGGUGGUGGGCGGCGGCGGCGUGGGCAAGUCGGCGCUCACCAUCCAGUUCAUCCAGUCCUACUUUGUUACGGAUUAUGACCCAACCAUUGAGGACUCCUACACCAAGCAAUGCGUGAUCGACGACAGGGCCGCGCGCUUGGACAUUCUGGAUACAGCAGGACAAGAAGAAUUCGGAGCCAUGCGUGAGCAGUACAUGAGGACAGGGGAAGGUUUUCUGCUUGUUUUCUCAGUCACAGAUAGAGGAAGCUUUGAAGAAAUCUAUAAGUUUCAGCGACAGAUUCUUAGAGUGAAAGAUCGCGAUGAGUUUCCAAUGAUUCUCGUUGGUAAUAAAGCAGAUCUGGACCACCAAAGACAGGUGACACACGAGGAAGGCGCGCAGCUGGCACGGCAACUUAAAGUAAUGUACAUGGAAGCUUCAGCAAAAAUCAGAAUGAAUGUAGACCAAGCUUUUCAUGAACUUGUCAGAGUUAUAAGGAAAUUUCAGGAACAAGAGUGCCCUCCUUCACCAGAGCCAACACGGAAAGAAAAAGACAAGAAAGGCUGCCAUUGUGUUAUUUUCUGAGAAUGCCAAGAACCAAGCUAUCAACUGCCAGAUCAUAUUUUUUCUUUCCAUCAUUUUACAUCACUUCUGGUAUUGGUCUAGCCUUAUAUGUGCAUGUCCUAAAAGUGGUCACCAGAAUAGCCUUAGUCCAAGAAGCUGGCAGAAUAGUUCUUGAAGAAGACUCGGUCAUCCUGGGGCAGACUUCAAACCAAAACACUAAGGCUGCUUCUCUAAUACCACAGUUCCUUCCUUCUGUCCCUUCUGAGCUUGCACCUUGUGGAGUUUUAUUCGCAAAGGAGAUGAAACAAAACCGUGUAGGACGAGGUGUUGAAGUCAUGCAUAAGUUGUCUCUUGUGAAUUAAUUUAUUUUUACUUCUGACAUUUCAUUAGCUAUUACAGAGACCUAUAUUGGGGUAUAGAGAAUACUUUUUAAAAAAGGGGUGGAUUGGCUUUUUUUUGUUUGUUUGUUUCUGCCCUCAGUUAAAUUAGACUUGAGUAUUCAGCUAGCCUUAAGAAACCUACACUGAAUUUCAUUGUCAGCAAAAAUUUUCAUCUCUCAUUUAUGCUGCAGUUUUAUUUCGGUGGCCAAAACAUUCUACUGUAUUUAUUUUUUGAAUCCAGAACAGCUACAGGAUGAUUACUACUACUAUUAGGAUAUGGCCAAAUACCUGAGCUUAUUCUGGAUUGAGGCAUUUCAGCUUAUUAAGAAAUUUCACAUUAUGUUUGAAAACAAAUUGUGUCUUCCUUUGUAUUUCUGGGUAAGGGAUUAAGGAAAACUAAAAUUGUAGCUGUUUUUGUUUCAUGUGAUAUGAAAAUGAAUUUGAUCUUUCCAUUGUCAGAGAUGAUUAAAUGUUUUUGCUAUAUACUUUUAUACAUUAUUUUCUUAUCAAACUAGUUAACAAGUAUUUUUAUAUGUUUGUAAGCAAAUAUGCUUUCACAGCAUAACUUGUGUAUAUGUAAAGAUGAGUAUUUAAUUCUCACAGUUCACUUUUAACUGACAAAAUGUGGGAUUUGCCAAACUGUGGUAAAUUUCUCCUUACUCUCCCGGUUAUACCCAAGAAUGGCCAAUUACGUGCCUGCCCAGCACACCUAUAGAGUAAAAUCGAGUGUUGUGUUUUAAUGAAUUUCAGUAUCCCUUACUAAAGACUGACCAUUAUGUGAAUUAUUAAACUGUAAGACUUUUAACUGAUUGUUUAGUUAAACUGUGGAUGGUUGUUUAAUUUUGAGUUCUGUGGAUUGUGUUUAAACAAUUCAAGAGUAUGGUCCCUGAUAUUGAAAUACUGAGUGGUAUUGCACAGUUGUCACCUUAACUGAAUGUGUCCAACAGUUCUUUGAAACUUGAUUAUUAAGCAAACCCUUGUAUAACUUCAGGUGCUAGAAUUAAAGAUGAUCUAACCAUU